Messenger RNA from Insectozyma verbasci, 612 nucleotides. Lineage: Eukaryota; Fungi; Ascomycota; Pichiomycetes; Serinales; Debaryomycetaceae. The record is from the annotation of a GenBank genome assembly.
AUGUCUGAUCAAAUUCCAAUUGAUGAACAACAAAUAAUACCAGCUAAUGAUCAGGAUCAACUUCAGCAACAACAAGAAGUCUCACAUGAAGAGGCGAUGAAGCUUAAAUCCGAAGAAUUGGAAAGAGAAGCUGCUAGAUUAAGAGAGUUAAACUCCCAAUUAAAUUCAGAAACUAAUAAUACUCAUGAAUUUACACCUCCAACAGAUGAAGAAAAAAGAGAUAUCGAUUCAAGAUCAAUAUACAUAGGUAACGUAGAUUAUGGGUCUACUCCAUUAGAAUUGCAACAACAUUUUUCAAAUGCUGGUACUGUACAGAGAGUGACAAUUUUAAUGAAUAAAUUUACUGGUCAACCUAAAGGAUUUGCAUAUUUAGAAUUUGCUGAUGUUGAUGGUGUUAAUAAAGCAGUUGCAACAUUGGAUGGAUCGACAUUUAGAGAUCGUCAGUUAAAAGUUCUGGCUAAACGAACGAAUAUUCCUGGUAUUAGUAUAAAAAGAGGUGUUAUUAGGGGAAGAGGAAGAGGUGGUUUUAAUAGUCGAGGAGGACGAGGUGGAAGAGGUGGAAGAGGUAAUUUUCGAGGUAGAGGUGGUGGUGGAAGAUUUACUCCAUACUAA